UUCCUCUCCAGCAGCAGGCCGUGAGCUCCAACAGGUCGAAAAACAGCCACAACAACAACAAAAAGCAGAAGGGGACGACCUCUGCAUUUCCCAGGAUGGAGGAUUCUCCAUCCAAGCCAUCUGUGGCUGAGCUGGCUGGAAGGUUCAACGGUCACAUUCUACCGAUGCCCACCUCAAAUGACCAGUUGCUAUUUCGAAGAAGACAUCCAUGUUCCCAAAAGUUGCAGAACCAAAACGAUGAUGAAUCUGAUAAAACCAUCGUCUCACCAAAUCCCUUCAAAAUCAAGAUGAAGAACUCCUCCAUCAUUGAGAAACUCCAGGCCAAUCUUGCCCUGUCGCCCACUGCUCUGCUGCAUUCGCCCAACAAGAGUCUUGAAGUGACGCUGCAGCCAGCACCGCUGUCCCCGCCCACAGCCUGCAGCCCGCAGAGCCCCCUGAGCCCCCCCCUGCGGCCCUCGUACCGGUCCUGUGAAGAGGAGGAGGCCGUCUGCUUCGACAGCCCCCCUGAAGGCGCCCCGCUGCUGAGCAUCAACAAGACUCGUGCACGGCUAUCAUUCAAAAGGCGCCCGCCCACAAGACAGCACAGGAGGUCUGCUGGAGAGGAGGGGGGAGCUUUCAGCGCUGCUCUGUCCCCGUGUGAACCGUACAGCACGAAAGACAAUGGGGACACGGACCAGGUUUUCGAAUACGGACAGCCGGCAAGUCUGAAAGAAGCUGAGGAGAAGGACAGGGACUGUGAAAAAACAGAGGAUGGGGUAGCUGAAUGUGACCACAGGGGAGAUCCGGGGGCGGAGCAGGAAGCGGAACCAGCCCAGAACUUGGAGGCGUUGGAGGAGCAACAGCAGCCUUUAGCGCCCUCAAUAGAGAUCAAUGUUAAGACAAAGGGGAAGGAGGAGCCGCCUCUGGAAGAGCACCAAUGAGGAUAUAACAUGGCGUGAACUGUGACUGUUUACUUUAAGAAAAUCUAAUUAUAUAUAUUUACAUAUAUAUUUGACUGAAUAAGUUAUUCAGUGUUUUGUUUAAGAGAACUCUUUAAAUACGACUCAGAAAAAGUUAAUCAUUUUACAAUUUCUUGCUACCUGGUCUUUCUUAGUCCCUCUGUCGCUCUCUCGUGGUCGUCUACAGAACAGGUCUAUAAACACUGGAGAGUUAUGAGAAGCAGCUGUUCUCUGCAUAUGGAAAUACUCCUCAAAGUUAAUACUGUAUCCAUUAUCAGGAAAUAUCUCAUUUUGUCAAGUCUGCAUAGCCAGACUCCUGUUUUAAUUUGUUCUUGUUUAAAUUUAAAGACGUUAUGAAGAGUGCAAUUCCAUGUAAGAAGUUUGUCAUUCACACAGAACUUUUGGAAUGGCUGGGAUGGCAAAAUAUUAGUAGACUUCAUAUUAUUUUUACCAGAUAUAUAACAUGUUUAUGCAUCGAUGGGAAUGCUCGUAUCAAAACCCGUUCACUUUAGGUUUAAAGGAUGUACCUUGCUUCUAGUUCUCGUUUGACGCUGGUCUAAUUUUGUUUGUUUUAUUUUGUACUCUGCAAAAUAUCUAGAUCCCAGUGCUACAGUGGAGUGGCUCGGAUUCUCAUCAAUUAUGCACAGAAAUGUUAAGACAAUAAAUGGCUUCCUUCUUCUUUCAGAAAAAACGA
Molecule: messenger RNA, 1632 nt
Organism: Pseudoliparis swirei
Lineage: Eukaryota; Metazoa; Chordata; Actinopteri; Perciformes; Liparidae
Source: RefSeq, a predicted model, not a curated record